CAACGUUUUCUUUCAAAAUUUAAAUUCAGCAAAAAAAAAUAAAUUCAUCAUAGCAGACCAAAUCUACGGAUGCUAUAUAAAUAGCUAUAUAGCGGACAAUCAUCAUCCUUUUUUUUUGUUAAGAAAAAUUUUAAAUUCUUAAUUUGAAUUUCUUUCAUUUGAUGAUUUUCUUUGAUCACAAAGUUAUUCAAUAUUGAAAAAAAUGCCAAAAAAUAAUAAAAUAUCAAAUAAACAACAACAGCAAACACCUGCAUUUGAAAAUGCAGCCCUUGCAUUUGUUUAUAAAUCUUUGAUUAAUCGUGAUCCAAAUAAACGUAAAAUUAAACCAGUUGAAAGUAUUCUAUCGAUGGAUGCCGAUCUUGAUGAUGAUAGUGAAAGUGAUGAUAGUGAUUAUAAUCCACCUGAUAAUGUUGAAAAUAAUGAAGAAUCGUCAUCAUCGAAUGAAACUGAUAGCGAUGAUGAUGAAGAUGAGGAAGAAUCUUCUUCAGAUGAAGAUAAUGUUUCAAAGUCGAAAUCGAAAACUGACAAAUUGCUCAAUCAAUCAUCAUUACAAAAAUCUAGUCAACGUGAUCAUCAUCAAAAUUCUCAAUCAAUAUCCAAUGAUAACGAAGAAAUAUUGAAAAAUUAUCGAAAAAUAUUAAUCUGUUCUGUUUGUUUAGGUGAACAAUCACAUAGUGAUGAUGAAUUAGUUGAAUGUGAUGCAUGUGGUAUUACUGUACAUGAAUUAUGUUAUGGUAUACAAUCAGAUGAUACUGAAUCGAUUCAUUCCAAUGCAUCAUCAGCAUCAACUGAACCAUGGUUUUGUGAUCCAUGUAAAGCUGGUAUAAGGCAACCAUUUUGUGAAUUAUGUCCAACUGAAUCCGGUAUUUUUAAACUUACCGAUAAUGGAAGAUGGGUUCAUAUGGUUUGUGCAUUAUAUACACAAGGUGUUACAUUUGUUGAUCCCGAAAAAUUACGUGGACCAAAUCUAUCACAAAUUCAAUUCAAUCAGUGGGGUUCAAAGAUCUGUAUGCUUUGUGAUGAUGAAAAUUUUGCCCAAACUGGUGUUUGUAUACGUUGUGAUGCUGGAUUUUGUAAAACAAAUUUUCAUGCAACAUGUGCACAACGUCAAGGUCUAUUAACUGAACUUCGUCAUCAAGAAACGGAAGAAUUAUUAGAUCCAUUUAUUGCUUAUUGUCGUUUACAUUCCGACCGGCAAUCAGCUAAAAAGAAAAGAAAAAAUUAUCUAACAUUAUUAGCAAGGUAUCGAAUUCUAUCAAAACAACAACAAUCAAAUGGUACAUCAUCACCAAUCAAACGAAUUGAAGAUUCAAUUACAAAUCAUCGAACAUUGAAUAAGCUAACAAUUCAACGUCAAAAAUUUCAACGAAAUUUUCAAUCAAUCGGAAAUUCAAAUAAUAAUGUUUUAACUAAGCGAACACCACGUUUAUUGGAUGCAUCGCCAUCAGCAAUGCGUCGUUUAAUGAAUCGUUGUGAAUUAGCUGGUUAUUCCAAUGGCCGUGAUGCAUUUUUAAUUCAAGAAGAAAUGAAUGAUAUACGUCGUAAAUGGUAUAUACCGCCUGCAUUUUCAAUCGAAUUUGUUAGCUAUUAUCUUGAUCGUAAUCGAAGAAUUUGUCAAAUGCAACAACAAUCACAUGAAUUGAUUGAAGAAAAUAAACGUUUAAAUGAAAUUGAAUCAAAAUCAUUUGCUAAAUAUAAUAAGUUAUUAAAAAAACAUGAACAACUUAAAUCAUCAAAUGAAAAAGCAUUAAGCUGGUUUCAACAACAACAACAAUCAUCAUCAUCAAAAAUAACAAAUUUUAUUAACGAAAAUGAUGAAAUAAGACGAAUCAAAUUGAUGAAAAUUGGUGAACGAAUAAUGUCAUUACCUGAAAUGAUAAUUAAUAAUACAAAUGAUCAACAACAACAACAAUAUUCGACAAAUGGAACGACAACAACAACCUCAGUGACCAAUAAAUCGAAUAAUCAAAAUGAUUUAUUAUCAACAACAAAAUCGUCAAUCGAUGAAUUUCAAUUGAAAAAAUGUGCAACAUGUAAAAAAUCUAAAGAACCACAUAUGAUGGCAUUAUGUGAUUCAUGUAAUCUCUAUUAUCAUUUACAUUGUUUGGAUCCACCAUUACGUCGGAUGCCGAAAAAAACACGUUUUGGUGGUUGGCAAUGUUCAAAUUGUACAGAAAAUGAAGAACAAACUAAUGAUGAUGAGAUGGCGAUUGAUUUGGAUAAUGAUAAUGAUGAACAAUCGAAUAAUAAAUGUAAUGGAACAUUAUCGAAUGAUGAUUCAAAUACGGAUCCAUUACAACAAUCAUCAACAAUCAAAACACGUAGACGUUUACGUGAAAAUCCAAAAAUGGUUACAAAAUAUGCUGAUUAUGAUGAAUCUUCGAAUCCAACAUUAUCAUCAUCAUCGGCGACGAAUCGUCGACGACAACAACAGAAUAAAAAUCGCUCAAAAUUAUCACCGCCUUCACAAUCUGCAUCAUCUGCAUCGACACCGCCGCCAUCAUCAUCAUCAACAUUAGCUGUAGAAAAUUCUUUAUCAUCAUCAAAUCUAGCCAAUAUUCGUCGUGGACGUCAAAAAUUAACAAAAACCGCCGCCACCUCUACAAAAUCUACUUCAGAAUCAUUACCAUCAUCAAUUUUAACAACAACAAUCAUUCCUUCUGUUGCAGCAACAACAAUAACGCCAAACAAUACCAAAUGUUCGUCAAGUCAUCAACAACAACAUUCGAAUUCAUCUUCAUCGACAAAAUCAUUAUUAUCAUCAUCGACAUCAGCAGCAGCUAUUCCAUCAUCAAUAACCCCAACAACAACAGCAACUGUUGUUACGGUUAGCCGAAAACGUAAACUAACUGACGGAACAUCAUCAUCAUCUAUUUUAUUGAAUAACAACAAUAAUAAUAAUAUCGUCGAUAAUCAAUCACUAUCGAUUAUUGAAAAUGGUGGAGAAAAUAGUGAUGAUUUAUCACCAAUCAAUAAAUCACAGGUGAAGCGUUUAGCACAUCAUCAUCAUCAUUGUUUAUCAAAAUGUUUUGUUUGUAAACAAGAAAUACCAUCAUCUAUGAAACAAAAUGUUCGGUAUGUUUGUUUGUGUAUUCAAAUUUUUUGUUUCUGGUUAAUCCAUUCAUUUUUUAUCAUUUUUCAUUUGUUUGCUAGAUGCGAUAAUUGUAGUAAUCAUUAUCAUUUUGGUUGUUUACAGCCACCUUGUACAAAAAAUCCAAAACGUCGUGGUUAUACAUGGUGUUGUUUUGUUUGUGAAAAGAAGAAUGAACAAAAACGAUCAGAAUCACAUUCAACGAAUGUUCAAACAUCAUCGGAAACAUCAUUAUUGCUCAAUAAUGAUCCAAACGAAUCAAUAUCGAUCGAUAAUCAAUCAGAAAUCAUUGAUAAUAAUCGUUUAGGUUGUAAUGAUACUGUUGUUGAAACUAUAGAAAAUGAUAAUAAUAAUGAUCAAACGGAAAAAGAAUCAAAAUUGGAUACGAAUUUGAAUAAAAAAGUUAAGGAAAAGUGCAAUAAAAAUGUAUCCACUAUCAACCAGAAAAUCCAAUCGGAAAAUUUCAAACAACAAGUGACUGUAAAAAAAGAAAUUAUCGACAUAAACGAUACAACAGUGGCAGAUCGAUCAUCUUCAUCAUCAUCAUCAUCGGAUGAACAAUCAGCAUUAACAAUUGAUGAUAAUCCUCGAAGAAAUUCUUCAAAUGAAACAUUGGCUGUUAACAACAACAACAACAUGACUACAACAACACCCGAUGAUAUUAAUACCGUAUUGAAUGAUAUAAUAAUGUUGGAAGAAGAAGCACAAAAUCACCAACAACAGAAACAGCUAGAACAACCAAAAAUUAAACAAGAAAUAACCGAAACAGUUAAAAAUGAAAUAGAAGAUGAUGAUAAUUUUAAAAUUUAA
This is a messenger RNA of Dermatophagoides pteronyssinus (European house dust mite), 3901 nucleotides long. RefSeq lists its product as uncharacterized. NCBI's taxonomy places the organism in Eukaryota, Metazoa, Arthropoda, Arachnida, Sarcoptiformes, Pyroglyphidae. Gene Ontology annotation, biological process: regulation of transcription by RNA polymerase II. The record is from RefSeq and is a predicted model, not a curated record.